CUUGAUUAUAGGUAGAGAAAGGUUGUUGUCCAAUGAAGAACAGUCUGUUAGAGUUUUAAUGAGACGUUUUGCAAGAUUUCUUGAUGCAGAGACAACAGAAAAACUAAUACAGAGUUUUUUAAAUGAAAAUAGGUUGAUCAAGAGAAUCAAGAUUCUUCAAACUUAUCGUUGCCUUGGUAUCAAAACACUAGCUGGUGGUGAACUGUAUGAAAGGUUAAGAGAAAAGAGAGAGAAAACAAGAGAAAGAAUGAAGGCAUCACUUGAUUUAAUAACAAAGAAUAACAAGUCAAUGGCUUUAAGAGAGCAGCAGAAUGCUACUAUAUCAUGUACUAAUACUGAACUACAAGGACAACAAGCAAUGUGUAGUACUGGUAAAACAAAAUACUCAUUAACUCCAUUAAACAUUACAUACUCACCCGGUGUGGAGCAACUGGAUCAUGAAGAGAAACAAAUAUGUUCAGUCCAUCGUAUAUUACCUGAUGUAUAUUUACACUGUAAAGGAGUAAUGAUUGCUGAGAGUAGGAAAUGUGGAGGGAAGCUACGUCUGAUGGAUGCUAGGAAGUUGUGUCGUAUUGAUGUAAAUAAAACUAGAAAGAUAUAUAAUCAUCUUGUGUCUAAAGGACUUGUACAACUUUCAUCUUAACUUAUUAAUGCAUGUAUGUGUAUUUAUCAUUGAAUGCAUUUGUAAUAAUUGAUAAUCUGAAUUGGCUGCAUGGCA
This is a messenger RNA of Amphimedon queenslandica, 718 nucleotides long. RefSeq names its product transcriptional adapter 2-alpha-like. Gene Ontology annotation, biological process: chromatin remodeling; regulation of transcription by RNA polymerase II. The transcript is spliced from 7 exons. The record is from RefSeq and is a predicted model, not a curated record. NCBI's taxonomy places the organism in Eukaryota, Metazoa, Porifera, Demospongiae, Haplosclerida, Niphatidae. Gene Ontology annotation, cellular component: nucleus; SAGA-type complex. Gene Ontology annotation, molecular function: protein binding; chromatin binding; transcription coactivator activity. The coding region runs from base 59 to 643 and encodes 194 amino acids.